Messenger RNA from Corvus hawaiiensis (hawaiian crow), 901 nucleotides. It is a transcript of the gene FAM78B, whose product is annotated as family with sequence similarity 78 member B. The record is from RefSeq and is a predicted model, not a curated record. The transcript is spliced from 2 exons. NCBI's taxonomy places the organism in Eukaryota, Metazoa, Chordata, Aves, Passeriformes, Corvidae. The coding region runs from base 37 to 822 and encodes 261 amino acids.
CCCCGGGCCCGCGGUGACGGCGGCUCGGCCGCGGCCAUGGGGUGCCUGCAGAGCGUGGCCUGCAAGGCGCGGGUGCGCCGGGAGCAGAUCGUGGUGUCGGACGUGUCGGCCACCAUCGAGCCGGCGGCCACGGCCAUCGAGGAGAGCUCGCCGGUGGUGCUGCGGUACCGCACGCCCUACUUCCGCGCCUCCGCCCGCGUCCUCAUGCCGCCCAUCGCCCGGCGGCACACCUGGGUGGUGGGCUGGAUCCAGGCCUGCAACCACAUGGAGUUCUACAACACCUACAGCGACCUCGGCGUGUCAAGCUGGGAGCUGCCUGACCUGCGAGAAGGAAGAGUAAAAGCCAUCAGUGACUCGGAUGGUGUGAGCUACCCCUGGUAUGGAAACACCACAGAAACCGUGACCCUGGUCGGGCCCACUAACAAGAUCUCCAGGUUCUCGGUGAGCAUGAAUGACAAUUUCUACCCUAGUGUGACGUGGGCUGUCCCUGUGAGCAACAGUAACGUGCCAUUGCUGACCAGGAUUAAAAGGGACCAGAGCUUUACCACGUGGCUCGUGGCCAUGAACACAACCACCAAGGAGAAGAUCAUCUUGCAGACUAUAAAGUGGAGGAUGCGAGUGGACAUUGAGGUCGAUCCCAUGCAGCUGCUGGGGCAGCGGGCACGGCUGGUGGGAAGGACUCAGCAGGAGCAGCCGCGGAUCCUCAGCAGGAUGGAGCCCAUCCCACCAAACGCACUAGUGAAGCCCAACGCCAACGACGCCCAGGUCCUCAUGUGGAGACCCAAGCGAGGGCAGCCCAUAGUCGUGAUACCUCCCAAGUAGGGUAGUGCCAGGCAUGCACGUGAGGACUUGGGUGUCCCCAGCCUGCUGCAGACGAACAGGGUUUCCGAGCCAAAGCAGA